Cucurbita maxima (winter squash) is the source of this 3839-nucleotide messenger RNA. Its product is annotated as ABC transporter G family member 28. The record is from RefSeq and is a predicted model, not a curated record. Bases 317 to 3709 code for a protein of 1130 amino acids. The transcript has 15 exons. NCBI's taxonomy places the organism in Eukaryota, Viridiplantae, Streptophyta, Magnoliopsida, Cucurbitales, Cucurbitaceae. Gene Ontology annotation, molecular function: ATP binding; ABC-type transporter activity; ATP hydrolysis activity.
AUUCUAAUGGUUUUCAAUGAGCGUCAAACCGACAUGUCGUGGUGGUCCUUUAAAUUUCCCCCCAUCUUCUUCAACCUCCUUCGUCCUCAUCCUUCGCCAAAUCUUCCUCCCCGCCAUUUCUAUUUUCUUCCUAAAUCCGAAAAUAAGAAAAAAGUUCAAACACAUUCUCCAUUUUCCUCCAUUAGCUCCAAUUUCUCUCAAUCUGUUUUCUCUGCGAACAUCAAUUCAUCGGUAGCCAAGCCCUAAUUUGAACCUUGGCAUCCGUGAAAUCUCAACUCGAAUUUGUAGGUCGCAAAAGGCAUUCUCAGGCGUCGCGAUGAGGAAGGAGAUGAAAUUUGAGAUUAUCGCACUCUUCUCCAUCUCCUUUUUGUUAUUACUUUUGUUGCGAUCCGUUGAGGCUCAGGAGGAUUCGGCUGCUGUCGAUCAGGAAGCUAACUCUGAAACUGACUAUGAAGAAGGAGGAGACGGAGUAGAAAGCGAUUUUGAGAAGGCAACUAGUAAUAUAUUGGCGGACGUUGUUAAUGAUCGGAUUAAGAAUUUCACCUCUGUUUUCAAGGAUGAUAUUCAGGAGAAUUUCGGUUUCUGCAUCGCCGACGCGGAUGCCGAUUGGGAUGGAGCCUUCAAUUUCACCAAUAAUUCCGCCUUCAUUUCUAAUUGUGCUAAGAAAAGCAAAGAUAUUCUAUCGAGAAUAUGCACGGCGGCGGAAGUGAAAUUCUACCUAGACAGUUACUUCGGGAGCAGGGCGUCGUCAAAGAGAACGAAUUACUUGAAGCCAAACAAGAACUGCAAUUUGUCAUCGUGGGUAUCGGGGUGCGAGCCAGGGUGGGCUUGUAGCGCUGGAAUGGGUACGAAAGUUGACUACAAGGAAACAAAAGUAAUGCCUACAAGAACCAUCAGAUGCCGCACCUGUUGUGAAGGUUUCUUCUGCCCCCAUGGCAUCACUUGUAUGAUUCCUUGUCCAUUGGGCGCUUACUGCCCUCUUGCAAAACUGAAUGCAAGCACAGGCAUCUGUGAACCUUACCAUUAUCAACUCCCUCCAGGAAAGAUUAACCACACUUGCGGAGGCGCAGAUGUGUGGGCCGAUAUCAUGAGUAGUAAUGAGGUUUUCUGCUCUGCAGGAUCCUAUUGUCCCUCCACUAUCCUCAAAAAUCCUUGCAGUAGUGGGUAUUACUGCAGGACUGGUUCUACUUCUCAGCAAAGAUGCUUCCAGAUGGCAACGUGUACACCAAAAUCAGCUAAUCAAAACAUCACUGCGUAUGGUGUCAUGCUUUUUGCUGGAAUAAGUUUUCUUCUGAUCAUCUUUUAUAACUGCUCUGAUCAAGUUCUCUCAACUCGAGAGAGACGACAAGCGAAAUCUAGAGAGAAGGCUGUCCAAAGUGUAAGAGAAACAGCACAAGCACGCGAGAAAUGGAAAUCUGCAAAAGACAUUGCCAAGAAACAUGCUGUUGAGCUACAAACACAAUUCUCACGCACAUUCUCUCGUAGAAAGUCCACAAAACACCCAGAACUUAAGGGCUUUGGCCAACCUAAGCCUGGAACAGAUGCUGCCUUAGGAGCUAUGCCACCAAUGGGUGGCAGUUCAUCAUCUGGAACAUCGAAAGGGAAGAAAAAUAACAACCUAACAAAGAUGUUGCAUGAAAUUGAGACUGAUCCAGAUAACCAAGAAGGCUUCAAUUUAGAGAUAGGUGAUAAAAACAUCAAGAAGCAUGCACCAAAGGGCAAACAAUUGCACACACAAAGCCAGAUAUUCAAGUAUGCGUAUGGGCAAAUUGAGAAGGAGAAAGCCCUGCAAGAACAGAAUAAGAAUUUGACCUUUUCUGGAGUGAUCUCAAUGGCAAAUGAUAUUGAUAUUGAAAUUAGGAAAAGGCCUAUGAUUGAGGUUGCUUUUAAGGAUUUGACAAUCACUUUGAAAGGAAAAAAUAGGCAUUUGAUGAGGUGUGUUACUGGGAAAAUUAUGCCUGGUAAAGUUUCUGCUGUGAUGGGUCCAUCAGGGGCCGGAAAAACAACCUUUCUUUCUGCUUUGGCUGGAAAAGUGACCGGUUGUACCAUGACUGGCAUGAUUCUUAUUAAUGGCCAACCGGAAUCAAUUCAUUCUUAUAAGAAAAUCAUUGGUUUUGUGCCACAAGAUGAUAUUGUUCAUGGGAACUUGACAGUAGAGGAGAAUCUCUGGUUUAGUGCACGAUGCAGACUUUCCGCUGAUUUGCUCAAACCAGAAAAGGUGCUUGUUGUUGAAAGAGUCAUUGAAUCUUUGGGGCUACAGGCAGUGAGGGAUUCUCUUGUUGGAACAGUGGAAAAGAGAGGAAUCUCUGGAGGUCAAAGGAAAAGAGUAAAUGUUGGCUUGGAAAUGGUCAUGGAACCUUCACUUCUGAUCUUGGAUGAACCCACUUCUGGUCUUGACAGUUCUUCUUCACAGUUGCUCCUCAAGGCACUUAGACGUGAGGCUCUUGAAGGAGUAAACAUUUGCAUGGUUGUUCAUCAGCCAAGCUACACAUUGUUCACUAUGUUUGAUGAGUUGAUUCUUCUAGCCAAAGGAGGGCUGACAGUGUACCAUGGACCAGUAAAGAAACUGGAGGAGUAUUUUGCUACCCUUGGGAUUAAAGUCCCGGAUAGAGUUAACCCACCUGACUAUUUCAUUGACAUUUUGGAAGGAAUGGUUAAACUAAACACAAGUACGGGUAUAACUUACAAACAACUUCCUGUGAGAUGGAUGCUGCACAAUGGGUAUCCAGUCCCCAUGGACAUGCUGCAGAGUAUUGAGGGCAUGUCAACUUCAGCAGCUGGUGAAAACUCGAGCCGUGGAGGAACAGAUUCUCCUGAUUCUGGUAACUCUGUGUCAUUUGUAGGGGAGUUUUUGCAGGAUGUUAAGCACAUCGUAGAGAGGAAGAAAGACCAUAUUCAACUGAAUUUCUUGAAAUCAAGUGAUCUAUCUAACCGCAAAACUCCUAGUGUCUCCCAACAGUAUAAGUACUUUCUUGGAAGAUUGGGAAAGCAAAGACUAAGGGAAGCUAGGACACAGGCUGUAGAUUAUUUGAUUCUAUUGCUUGCUGGAAUAUGCUUGGGAACAUUAGCCAAAGUGAGCGAUGAAUCAUUUGGCUCACUUGGUUAUACAUACACUGUCAUAGCUGUCUCUCUGCUGUGCAAGAUUACAGCUUUGAGAUCAUUUUCAUUAGAUAAACUUCAUUAUUGGAGAGAGAGCUCCUCAGGAAUGAGCAGCCUAGCUUAUUUUCUUGCAAAGGAUACAAUUGAUCUCUUCAACGCAGUCAUAAAGCCUAUGGUGUACCUAUCCAUGUUCUAUUUCUUCAACAAUCCAAGAUCUUCUAUCACAGACAAUUACAUCGUGCUGUUUUGCUUAGUUUAUUGUGUCACUGGAAUUGCCUAUGCUUUAGCCAUCUUCCUCGAACCUGGCCCUGCCCAACUCUGGUCUGUGCUACUUCCUGUCGUUAUGAUGCUCGUUGCAACCCACAACGACAAUAACGAAGUCGUAGAUUCAAUAGGCGACCUUUGCUACACGAAGUGGGCAUUGGAAGCUUUUGUUAUAGCCAAUGCUAAAAGGUACUCUGGAGUUUGGUUAAUUACACGAUGUGGGUCUCUAAUGCAAAGUAACUACGAUCUCAAGAAUUGGUACAAAUGCUUGAUCUGUCUCAUUGUUUCAGGAGUAAUUAGCCGUGUAUCUGCGUUCUUCUGUAUGGUAACUUUCCAAAAGAAGUAAAGUGUUUGAAACUAAUGUUAACGUUGUUGUACAUAGAAAUGGGAAAAACAAAACAUGUUUUUUUUUUUUAAAAUCAUUUGAAAGACGGACAUUUGUUGUAGAUAAAUAUAUGUUUUUUAGAGUUGAGAAA